UCUGAAAAUUUCAUUUUUCUAACUUACAACAACCAGCAAUACCUAGUUCCAAAUUUUUUCGUUGUAAAAUUAUGAUCUUUUUCUCACUUAGGAGAAUUUUUACAGACGACACUUUGAAUUAGGAUUGCGUGAUUUCUACACUUUGGCACUAACGUAUUAGGUCAAAGUGGUAUUUUUAACUUGUUGAAAUCCAUGCUCUAGCAGUGUGGAUUUCUAUAAGAGUUAAUACCUUGAACAGUGCUUUUACGAAGCUUUUUGGGUUCAAGAGCAGAUCUCAUUAUUAUUAUGUAUUUCAGAGAGUUAGAAUUAAUAUUUAAUUUUUUAACCUACUGAAUAUAAGUUAAAGGACCUAGACCGUGUGGGAGGUUCGGAAACUUAAUUUUUACUCCAUUCUUAAGAAUUUUAAUUUCGCAAGCAGACUAAAACUUAAGCUCCUUAGUUGGAUUUCAAGAUGCAAUCGUGGGAUUACAUUUGGUUAGGAGGUCGAAAUUUUAAUUUUCAGUCUGUAUUGAAAAGAGUAAAAUUUUAAGUCCUGUGGAGGGUCGCCAAUAUGUUAUAUAUAGAUCUAGAAAGAUCAUCUAAUGUGGUGUAGGUAGGAUUGACUGCUAUAAGGGUUAAUCUGAUCCUAUCUACAUACGAAAUAAUACCACUGCUCAUAUUUAGAUGGCCCUGAGAAUAUGAGUGGUGAUCAAUUCUAGUCUAUAUUACACAGAAAUACACAAUAAACGAACAUAUGACACUUUACUGUGUACGAAGUUUAUUCAAAAUAACCUUUCUAGUAAUAUUUACAGGCAACUUAACAUAUCAUACAUAUGUCAUGAAUAUUAUAAAUAUAGUAUGGUUAGAUUGAUAUAAUUAACACCAAUAAGAAAUAUUAAUAUUAACUACAGAGAAUUAAGGCAAUGAUACAUGGCAUUGAAACCAAGAGUAUACCUACCUCAAUAGAUAUGCUCUAGAAAUUGGCGAAGAGAUACAAGUUCAUUGGCAGGUUGCAUGCCGAAGCAUACAAUCUACGACACCAGUCUUCAUCAAUUAACUAGGAUGUAAUUCUAAUUAAUUCAGUGGAGGCACCACCAUGUAAGUUUGUACUUACCAAGCGAUAGGGCAAUGAUAUUAACCAGGUACCGAUCAUUGCGGCUGUUUUGAACUACAUAUAGCGAUGAUAUUAAUCAGGUACCGAUCAUUGCGGCUGUUAGCGAUAGGGCGAUGAUAGGAAUGGAGCCAGAUGCAAUCUGCGACUUGCACCCGCAUACCAUUAAGAAAGCGGAUAAAUAAACUAAUUAAACCCAAAGCGCGAUUGGGGUAUACCGAUAAAUACACGUUCGCCCACUAACAUCUAACUCUCUAUAUGCCCGCGGAUGCAUAUAGAGAAACUCAGUACCGACUCCGGAUGUAAUACGCGGCACCGAGUACUUGAUGUCUGCUCCGAUGUAAUCCCAGACACCAAGUGAGAACCGCGGCAAAGUCCAAGUAGCUCAAUGCCCUAUGUCCUUGAGGUCACCUUCCGUAAAUAGCGGCAUAAUACAAAGAGAAAUAGGGUAGGGAUCAAUGCACAGAGAAUAGUAGUUCCCACGUUGGUAGAGGUUCUCCCUACUCUAGACAUAAAUACGUCAUAGCGACGGGAUCACCCUCUUAAGGCAUCAUUCCAUUAAUUAUCCACCUACAAGGUGAAGGCAUAUUCCACUAUAUCACACUUCCCCAUCUAAACCUAUGUUAAAGUCUUAUAUAAUUAGAAUUUUAUUCUGAGUAGCAGGACCUCUGGAACUGAAAUGUUGCUUUUGUUUUACCUCUAUAAGUGAAAUUCCCCUCCUUACCUCGUUAACUGGAACGAAUUCCACUUCUGGAGGUGCUGUUAUGAUAAAUGUUUCAGUUAUAGAGGUAAGAAGGAAAAGAAUUUCACUUAUAGAGGUAAAACGAAAGCAACAUUUCAGUUCCAGAAGUUCUGCUACUCAAAACAAAAUUCCACUUACAUAGGUUCUGUUUCCAUUUAAAGAAGUGACUUUAACAGGGGUUUACAUAGGGAAGUGCUAGGGAAACGAAUUUUAUUCCACUUAUAGAGGUUUUCCACUUACAUGGGUUCCACUUAUCCAAGUUUGACUGUACUGUGAAUUCUUGGGAAAUGUGAACUUUAUUUUGAAUUUGAAUAACUGUUCCAAUUGGAAAUUAAAAAAUCUGAAAUUUCACUUUGAUUUUGAGGUCUGCUAUUAAUAAUAUAAGUAUAAAUAAGUAUGUCAGUUUUACAAAACUAUUUUCUGUGGUCAAAAUUUUCAGAAAUCCUUGCUUUUAUAUUUCAAAUUUUCCAAAAGUAUUCAGUCACUUACCAAAAUGUUUAAAAAUUUUACUUUUCAGUUUUCGUCUUGAGAUUAUUAUGACAAAAAAUCUAGAACUUGAAACGUAAUGUUUCUAUACUUUUAACGUAAUAGUAAGAACCUAUAUUCAAUCAAGUCAUAAUGUGUCAUUUUGAAUUUUAUUUUACCUAUUUUGAACUUUUUCCCCACAUUUCUGGCUCGAAUUUGACUUUCAAAAGUCAGCUAAACUAGAAAAAUGCACUUUAGCGCCUGAAAUUUUGUCUGGUGAUAUAGUUUGCACGCCGUUCCGGUCUAGAUUUGUUGGCUUUAAUUUAAAUUUUGAAUUUCAUUAGGUUAUGUUUAGCCACAUCAAAUGAAGAAGGGAUAAGAGAAAUAAAAAUAUAGACUCAGGCUGGAUGAUUCACCUAGCUCUCUCUAAUAUACUUACGGUCUUCGCAUUGCCAUUUUCUGCGAUUCAUUUACACGCUGAAUAUUCUGGAAGAAUAUUUUUCUAUCAGGAAUUACCUUGAAGAAUUCUAGCAAUAAAAUUUGUAGAUACCUAUACAUUGUACGUACAUAGACAUACCAAUGCAAGAACUCAAAAGUUACUCUAUUUAAAGUAUGAAGGUCAAAGCUGGUAUGUACUUCUAGGAAAUUGAUUAGAUACAACUUUGUAGCCUACAUACGUACUACAUGCAAUUAGCAAUGGUGAAACUAAGGAAUAUAUGUAUACAAUGUAUAAGUGGUCGAAAAAUUAGCCUACCUAUUUAAGUAGUUUAUUCUAAAACAUAAACCAUAAAGUACCUAAUAACUUCUCAUAAAACAUUUAUGAUGCUAAUGUAUUUGGAUUUUUAAAAACAAAACUGUGUAUAACUAUUUCGUUAAAUGGCUGGGCUGAAAUUGAUUCGAAACAUCAACAAACGCAACGUGCUUUUUUCAACUUUUUUCGCUUUAUUCGUUGUAUAUUUCCUGUAUCCGAGAGAAGUCUUGGACGCACCACUAGAACCUCCACUUUCAAAUAUAAUCAACAAGGGAGCGUCUUCGUCUAAACACACUCUAUGUGUACUGGUGCCAUUUCGAAAUGUUUUUGGAGAACUCAUGGAUUUUAUACCUCAUAUGAAUGCAUUUUUGAAACGUCAGAAGAUCAAGUUUUAUUUCAUCAUUGUUCAUCAUGUUUCUGAUGGGAAUCAAUUCAAUAGAGGAUCUACGUUCAACGCAGGGGUUCAAUUCAUUACAGAAGAUUUCCAAGACUGUGAUUACUUGGCUCUUCACGAUAUAGAUCUAUUACCUUUGAGCGACGAUAUUUCAUACGCUUACCCGGGAGAUACUGUACUUCAUAUGAAGAAAGUUGACAACACUAUUAGCGGUUUUGAAUACGAUCCUCUGAUUUUUGCUGGUGGAAUUUUAUUGAUAUCGAUCGAACAAUACACUCGUGUGAACGGAUUCAGUAAUCGUUUUUGGGGAUGCGAAGGAGAGGAUAUAAAUUUUGACUAUCGUUUGAGUAACAAUUCUGUGACGAAAACUCAUCCAAUUAAUCUCAGCACGGGUGACAACGAUACGUUCAAGUGGAUUCAUUCGCCGAAUCGUGCUAAAGAUCAUUAUAUACAUUGUGCUGCUAGCGAUGUAGACGAAAUCAAAAAACACGAUUCUGAAACGGGAUUACACGACGUGAAAUAUAAGCUCGUAUCUGUGCGAUAUUUUGAUAUGAAUGAAAUUCCAUUUACUAUGUAUAAUAUUAAAAUAACGUGUAAUGUAACGGAAACACCGUGGUGUAAACCUAAUAUAUAUUGAAAAAAAUCAUAAGCUCGAAGGUAAAGUCGAUACCUACUUACCUGAUGUAGAUUUUGUAUCAAUAUUUUACUCUCAAUCUGAAAUAAAAUUUGCCACGUUAUGUUACUCGGA
This is a messenger RNA of Planococcus citri (citrus mealybug), 4190 nucleotides long. Its product is annotated as beta-1,4-galactosyltransferase 7-like. Gene Ontology annotation, molecular function: xylosylprotein 4-beta-galactosyltransferase activity. Gene Ontology annotation, cellular component: Golgi apparatus. The coding region runs from base 3174 to 4079 and encodes 301 amino acids. The record is from RefSeq and is a predicted model, not a curated record. Gene Ontology annotation, biological process: carbohydrate metabolic process; proteoglycan biosynthetic process. The transcript has 5 exons. NCBI's taxonomy places the organism in Eukaryota, Metazoa, Arthropoda, Insecta, Hemiptera, Pseudococcidae.